This is a messenger RNA of Caenorhabditis remanei, 438 nucleotides long. RefSeq lists its product as uncharacterized. Gene Ontology annotation, cellular component: membrane. Gene Ontology annotation, biological process: sensory perception of chemical stimulus. NCBI's taxonomy places the organism in Eukaryota, Metazoa, Nematoda, Chromadorea, Rhabditida, Rhabditidae. The coding region runs from base 1 to 438 and encodes 145 amino acids. Gene Ontology annotation, molecular function: transmembrane signaling receptor activity. The transcript has 3 exons. The record is from RefSeq and is a predicted model, not a curated record.
AUGUUUGUAUUGGAUGAUGUUUCAUAUGAACAAGAAAUGUUCAAUGGUAUUUAUCUAUUCUUCUUCUUCACUCUCUAUGCUGUUUCUAUCAUGAUAACAGGAGCUCUCACUCUCCAACAAGUCCGAGAAAGGCUAGCAGACCAUGCAGAUCAACACAAGCAACUACUACGAAGGCUAUCCAAAAUAGCAGUAGCCCACACUCUCGUAUUUUCUCUUUUCUUGUUUUGGUUCAUGUCUUCCACACUCAUGCCUGUUGCGUUGGCUGUGGAGGUGUUGUCGUCUGUCUCAGAUUUGGUUGCAUUUUCCACAACGUAUAUAGUUUUAUUCUUCGACAAGAAUGUUCAUUCAGCACUGAAAGAUAUGAUUCCAAUAAGAAUUGCUCUUGGAAGUGUUGGAGAUGUGCAUCAAAGCAAUAAUAACAAUGGAAUUACUCCAUGA